Strongylocentrotus purpuratus (purple sea urchin) is the source of this 1461-nucleotide messenger RNA. RefSeq lists its product as uncharacterized. The record is from RefSeq and is a predicted model, not a curated record. Bases 125 to 1123 code for a protein of 332 amino acids. The transcript is spliced from 3 exons. Lineage: Eukaryota; Metazoa; Echinodermata; Echinoidea; Camarodonta; Strongylocentrotidae.
UAUUAGACUGGGAAUCAAUUGUAUUUGUCAACUGAGAUCGCAAAAAUCUUCACAAACUCGGCAGGAUUAUACAACGGCAAGUCACUAGCCUUAACUUGAUUUAUUGACUCCAGAUAUCACCAACAUGUCUACCAAUGGAUCACCGGCGGUGAAUGAUGACGGCAAGCACAGGAACCCUCGCGUGAUGAUGUGGUGCGUGCCACGGUCGGUAUCGACGGCAAUGACGAAAUGUAUGAGCUUCGUCAAGGGCGCCGAAGUCUGGCUCGAACCGUACGUCAUCAGCAAGGCCGCCGACGAUGUCCAUCACAUUCGCCAUCCCGACAGCAGCUUCCCGUUGGAGCUGGAGGGCAACGAGGACUCGUUCAGAGAAACUGCGAUAAACUUGACGCUUGGAGGAGAUGAUUUCGAUCGGGAUCACCUCGACUUGUUAUCGCCGGUGACAUUAAAACGCAUAUUCGAUAAUUUGGAUCCUGCUAAAAAAUUUGUCUUCAUCAAAGACAUGGCGGUGGGGAUGCCACCGAGUCGUUAUCCGUACCUACCCGACCGAUCAAGUGGUAUCAAGCACUUCUUCCUCAUCAGACAUCCUGUCAAAGCCUACAAGUCAUUGCGCAAAGGUCUGCUCAAUUUCCUUCUCACCUCUGAUCCUGCGUUUCUUCAAGAUGCGGGAAUUAAAAUGCCCGAUGAGAAGACUUUCCAUAUCAUCAAGGACUUACCUCCGCCGCGGGAAGGAACGCAGUACAACUACCAGGCCAUUCACGAGCUCUGGAGCUACAUCAGGAAGACGGUGGAUAAGGACCCGGUGAUUGUAGACAUCGAUGAGGUCCUGGAGAACCCGUCGGCGAUGAUGCCGCGAUUGUGCAACGCGCUGGCGAUCCCGUACUCUAAGAGUCUGCUGUCGUGGGACGCGUCGUCCGACGUCGUCCUGAAGUGGAAGAGCUCGUGUUCGAACGUCCGUGAUUCUCCCAGGUACGCCAUGUGGUUCACCAAUGCCUUCAAGAGCUCGUGUUUCAAGGCGUCGUCGACCACGGCAUCCCUCGAUGACGCCACUGAUGAUAUCAAAGAGGUUGUCGAAAAAGAAAUGCCUUUCUAUGAGGAGAUGUAUAAUCUAAGAUUAACCAUUUAAUGACGUUUUCUAAUGGUAUCCCAGCUUGCCUAUAAUGUCCUGGCUGGUAUAAAAGUGCAGGUCAGGACAACUACACCACUUGGACCCGACCCAGAUAUCUACCUCGGAUAUACAACUCCCAUUGUAUAUAUCCCGGAUAAAUGGUAAUUAUGAUAGAGAUCUUAAUAUGUUAGAAGGAUCUCUACGUCAUAAAAGUUCCUUCAACUACAGGUGCAUACGUAUUCACGCAUCAAAACUAUCUCUCUCAGUAUGCUAUGCGAGAACUAAAUAUCUCCCUCUAUAGCGACCCGAGAACAACAUCAGAGAUAUCAGUCUAUACAAAGUCCAACGAAACUUUA